AGCAGUUCUCCGAGUGCCUGCGGGAGAAGCGCAUUGACGUGGACGCUUCCCCGGGUGGGCCGUCGACCAUCGCUUAGCGCCGCUUCGCACGCUCCGUCCAGCGCGCAGGAGGAAAGGGAUCUCCGAGCCGAAGCCGGCCAUGUCUGAUCCAGCUCAGCAACCAGGGACGGGGCAAGAAGGGGAAGAAAAUGCUGGAGGCCCCCCUGGAGCACCCCCAAAUUUGACCAGCAAUCGCCGCCUGCAACAGACCCAAGCGCAGGUGGAAGAAGUGGUGGAUAUUAUGCGUGUGAAUGUGGACAAAGUCUUGGAGCGAGACCAGAAGCUAUCGGAAUUAGAUGAAAGAGCAGAUGCGCUCCAAGCUGGUGCUCAAGUAUUCGAAAGCAGUGCAGCAGCGCUCAAGAGAAAGUAUUGGUGGAAGAACUGUAAGAUGAUGAUCAUGCUGGGAGUGAUCUGUGCCAUUGUGGUCAUCGCAAUUGCACUCUACUUUUUUACCUGAGAAUGUGGUCCCUCCCCCCUCCCUCCCCAGUCUGCAGCCUCCUUUCCCUAUCUCCCUUUCCAGUCCCAGAUGUUCCUCCUCCUCCCUCCUCCUCCUCCUUUCCUUUCCUUUCCUUUCCUUUCUCCCUUCAUUCUGGCUUAGUCAUCAGUUUUCCUUUGGGUUCUGUUUGCCUUCCAUACGAGACUUUAACACACUGUUUCCAGAUUUGAGUUGAUUCCCCCUUCACAGCUGCUGCAGCAGCCUCUGAGCAGGGCCACCUCGCCUUGGAGGGUGGCAGUGGGACGAGAGGAGGAAAUGUGUGGGGUGGUUGAGUGACGCUCGCAGGUUUGAAGCC
Lacerta agilis (Sand lizard) is the source of this 830-nucleotide messenger RNA. It is a transcript of the gene VAMP1, whose product is annotated as vesicle associated membrane protein 1. Gene Ontology annotation, molecular function: syntaxin binding; SNAP receptor activity. The transcript is spliced from 5 exons. Gene Ontology annotation, biological process: vesicle-mediated transport; vesicle fusion; SNARE complex assembly. The record is from RefSeq and is a predicted model, not a curated record. The coding region runs from base 140 to 496 and encodes 118 amino acids. Gene Ontology annotation, cellular component: plasma membrane; SNARE complex. Lineage: Eukaryota; Metazoa; Chordata; Lepidosauria; Squamata; Lacertidae.